CAAAAGACAUAUAAAUUUAAUUUUUUUAAAGCAUACAAAACCAUAAUAAACGUUGUUUCUUGUUAUUGCUUACGAUUGCAUGGUUGAAAAAUUUAAAUAUGUUUGUUAUUGAAAAUUAAUCCAACUUGUCGAGGAACAUUAUUCCCGUGCAAAGCUAUGAGUUACUUAGUUUAUGAAUGAACUAGGUGGCAACUCUAUAUAACGGUACAUGUUUUCUAAUUUUGCUUUGUUCUUUUUCGUGCUCUUCGACGUACUUGGAAAUUUCCAUAAAGUAAGAAGAGAAGAAAAUGAAGUGUGUGAAAAGAUAAAAGUUGGCUACGGAAUUGUAAAUUCAAGGAGACAAAAUGAGUCAAGCCGAAGAUCAGCCUUGGUUCUUGAGUAAUUUUGAAUAUGGCAGCGGAAUAGCAGCACUCCAUAUGGAGAUCGAGCAUUUUUAUAAUUAUAUCGUCAACACACGAACGGAGUACAUGAUGCGCCUGGAGGCCGUGCAGCGCAUUGAGAACCUGUUACUCGGCCUUUGGCCGGAAGUGUCCAUUGAAGUUUUUGGGUCAUUUCGCACGGGCUUAAAUCUGCCGAUUUCAGAUAUUGAUAUUGCUGUCAAUCAGUUUUGUUGCCAUGGUUGUGGUCCACUGAUGGAGCUGAAAGCGGCGCUAAUAAAGCGAGGCAUUGCCACGGAUGUCCUUGUGCUGGAUAAAGCCUCCGUGCCAGUUGUCAAGUUUACGGAGCAUAUAACGCAAAUUAAAUUCGACAUCUCAUUUAAUAAGACGACGGGCGUUAAAGCGGCCGAAUUGAUUCAACGGUACAUUGAACAGUUUCCGGAGCUGCCUAAGCUGGUCAUCGUUCUUAAGCAAUUCCUCAUGCUGCGAGGACUCAACGAGGUUUACAGCACCGGAGGGAUUUCCUCGUACGCCAUUACGCUCAUGUGCAUCAGUUUCCUGCAGCAGCACUCCUCCAAGAAUGACAACAAGUUGGGCAGGUUGUUGCUCAAAUUCUUAGAAUUUUAUGGACGCAAAUUUGAUUACUUUAAAUAUGGGAUUUCAGUGCGCGGCAGAGUGGAGAAGUGCGUCCUUCAGGCGACACUCGGCGAGUACAAUUGGCUAUCGGUGCUGACCAUUGAGGAUCCAAUAACGCCCACCAAUGACAUUGGACGCAGCUCUUUUGCUGCACUGGACGUAAAAAAAAGCUUUGAAAUUGCGUUUUUAAAGCUAUCCAAGCUGGUGGACUUGGAUUCAUCCAAAGUUAGUGGCUCGAUGCUUGGGAGCAUAGUGCAAGUGCCUUUGUCCGUGAUAAACUACCGCAAUUGGGUGCAGCUCAAAUUCCGGCAUUUGACCAGUAACGGAACGACGCCGCCUUUAAAUGUCCUUUAGCAAUAUGCUCUUAAAUUGCACUUGCAGUCGGGGGAUGAAAAUAUGAAGUUGGAUGAGAAAGGAAUUCCCAGCAAUCUGAAUAAUUUGGAAUGUUAGUUUAAAGUUAUCCACAACUGAUAUAUAAUAGAUUUCGAACUGUUUAUUUAGAAUUACUUUAUGUAUACUAUUAAUUACUUUAUUUUGAAUUUUGAAUUUUGUAUGUAUGUUCAGAAAUAUACAAUUUUA
Molecule: messenger RNA, 1592 nt
Organism: Drosophila grimshawi
Lineage: Eukaryota; Metazoa; Arthropoda; Insecta; Diptera; Drosophilidae
Gene: Trf4-2
Product: inactive non-canonical poly(A) RNA polymerase protein Trf4-2
Exons: 1
Coding region: 345-1367 (340 amino acids)
Biological process (GO): RNA 3'-end processing
Cellular component (GO): TRAMP complex; nucleolus
Molecular function (GO): mRNA binding; poly(A) RNA polymerase activity
Source: RefSeq, a predicted model, not a curated record